This is a messenger RNA of Penicillium riverlandense, 1059 nucleotides long. RefSeq lists its product as uncharacterized. Gene Ontology annotation, biological process: tRNA wobble uridine modification. Bases 1 to 1059 code for a protein of 352 amino acids. NCBI's taxonomy places the organism in Eukaryota, Fungi, Ascomycota, Eurotiomycetes, Eurotiales, Aspergillaceae. The transcript is spliced from 2 exons. The record is from RefSeq and is a predicted model, not a curated record. Gene Ontology annotation, cellular component: elongator holoenzyme complex.
AUGCCCUCCCAGCCGGCUUCACCACCGCUCCUCGCGCCAUAUCUAUCCUCUCUCCCUCAAUCAUCCUUGACCCUGGUUUCUUCCAUCCUUGGCGCAACAAGCAACUGGCUAGUCCUCAGAUUUCUUCAUGCGGCAUUAAGCAGCUCAUCAAAUCAGAAUGCCGCAUCUGAGCUAGAGACUGUCCAGAAUGGCGCGAAGCGGAAAGUGGUGUUUGUGAGCUUCAUGCGGAGUUUCGAAUUUUGGAAGUCAGAGGCGAAGCGAUUGGGCCUGGACCUUGCACGCUUGGCAGACAAGCAGCAAUUCGCCUUCGUCGAUGGCCUCUCAGAGCUAUUCUAUAGACCACAAGUCUCUUCCACCCCCGCUUCUGCUGCCUCCCCCGCUGGCCGGGGGAGCAGCACUCCUCGAACAACUUUGCCACUGCGAUCUCAACCCGGACCUUUGCCAGGGAGAUCACCACAGUCACCAGCGACAGCACCAGGCGGUGGUGGCAUUGCGCCGCGAAGCCAGACAGAGCUGGGCGUGGCGAAGAAGCUACAUUUUUCCGGCCGCGGCACGGCAGCCCUCGAUGCGCUGGAAAGCGACAUCGUCUCUGUGAUGCAGCAACUUAAGACUUCCACAGAAGAUGGCGAUGAACUGCUUCUCAUCGUCGACCAGCCGGACUUACUACUUGCCACCACAGGACCGACUCUGGGAAUCGGAGCGACGGAGAUGGCGGAGUGGGUGACUGGAUUACAGCAGCAUGCACACGCUACGGUCUUGACUAUGGCAGCGGACUCGCCGCUGAUACAUAAUGUUUCCGUGUCGGGGCCUGGAGGCCACCUGCCUGCUCCGAUUGAGACGGAGCAUGCAGGGUUUGCUAUUGGGCUGGCGCAUCGGGCACGCUCCGUUAUGCAACUGCGUACUCUGGAGACUGGGGUUGCGAGGGAUGUUAGUGGGGUGCUGAGGAUAAGUGCGGGCGGUGGAUGGAUUGCGGGCCAGGAUGAUAGUCCGGAGAAGGAGGUGUUGUAUUAUAUCCAGCGGGACGGUGGCGUUAGGGUGUUUGGCCGGGGCGAGUCUUAG